Molecule: messenger RNA, 375 nt
Organism: Alternaria alternata
Lineage: Eukaryota; Fungi; Ascomycota; Dothideomycetes; Pleosporales; Pleosporaceae
Exons: 1
Coding region: 82-276 (64 amino acids)
Source: RefSeq, a predicted model, not a curated record
AGUAGCGAACGAGAGCACCUAACAUUCGAAACAAUGAAACAUUGAUCACAGUCACGAGUUCAUAUUCCAAGUCAAAGCAUAAUGAGAAGGAAUCAAGUAUAUAUCAUUGAAGUGUGUGAAAAGGUUCUUCCUGCUUGCUCACUUGCUCCCACACUAUGUGCCUGUUCAUGCGUAUCAUCCAACUCCCAAAGUCCCAAUAGGAAAAAGGAAAAAGGAAAAGCUAGUCGUGUUUGCUACAAAGGAAAAUGCUCAUCGUUCGCUGACCGCAGUGAAUGACUGUUUGGACUAGAGAGUCCUGCAAUGCUUCCGAAAGUUCCCAACGAAAGUACGCCUGCAAGGCCAGAGAUGACACCGUCCUGAGCGCCGAUAGGAAAA